Messenger RNA from Dipodomys spectabilis (banner-tailed kangaroo rat), 2844 nucleotides. RefSeq names its product matrix-remodeling-associated protein 5-like. NCBI's taxonomy places the organism in Eukaryota, Metazoa, Chordata, Mammalia, Rodentia, Heteromyidae. Gene Ontology annotation, cellular component: plasma membrane. The transcript is spliced from 4 exons. Gene Ontology annotation, biological process: homophilic cell-cell adhesion. The record is from RefSeq and is a predicted model, not a curated record. The coding region runs from base 1 to 2844 and encodes 947 amino acids.
AUGGACCUCUCCACUUCCGGUUUCGACACAGACAUCCCCACUUCCGGCCUCCACCCCUCGAGCAUCCACUGCUCCGACCUCUGCACUUCCGUCCUCCUCACUUCCGGCCUCCUUACUUCCGGCUCCCAGGAGGCCUGGCAGCGGCCGCAGGCAGGGGCGACAGCACAAAGCUCACCGUGCCCGGCCGGGCCCCACGGUGAACCCCUUGACCCCGUGGUCACGACCCUGCAUGGCCGUGCCCCGGAUGUCCUCCCUUCCCAUCCUGCGGCUUCCCCCGAUGGUGACCCGGGGACCUUUGACCCGCGACCCCCGGCCCCGCCCGCCGUGACCCCGCCCCGUGGCGUCUGGAAUGAGCUGGACACGGGCGUGGAGCUGACCCCGGCGGCGCCCGACACGCGUGGAACGGACACGAGUGGAUCUGACUCUGGCACGAUGGACACGCUUGGAAAUGUCACGCGUGGAUCUGAAACUCACACGAUGGUCACACGUGUAAGUAUCACUCGUGAAAGGGACACGAUCACAUCCCUUCCACACUCACCUGAUACACAUGAAGCGCGCAUGCGUGGCUCUGACACACGUGGAAAUGUCAUGCACGCCUCCCCCGCUCCCCCCGUGCUGCGCGAGGCGCCCACGGAGUUCGUGUCGGCCCACGCGGGCCUCACCCUGCACCUGCCCUGCACAGCCCAGGCCUGGCCCCCUGUGGCCCUGCACUGGCGUCUGCCUGACGGGACCCACGCGAGACCCGUGCAUGCGCACACGCACCCUCGACUCAGUGACGUCUACGUCCUCCCCAAUGGCACGCUGGUGCUGCGCCGCCUGCAGGCCCCGCGCCAUGCCGGUGAGUACGAGUGCGUGGCCGCCAACGCGCUGAGCAGCGCGAGACGCACUGUGCACGUCGAAGUCACGCCCGCGCCCGCGCGUCUCCCCCCCAGCGUCCGACCCCGAGGCCCGCUCGCCAUGCGCGUGCCCCACGGCGCUGACCUCACGCUGCACUGCCACGCGCGCGGGGAUCCCGCCCCACGCGUGUUCUGGAGGCUGCCAGACGGGCGCCUGGUGGAUGCUGGGAGCAGCUCUGACAUCCGGGUCCGCGCCUUUUCCAACGGCACGCUCUCCGUGCGUCCGGUGACGUCACGUGAUGCGGGGGAGUACGUGUGCGUGGCGCGCAACGCGGCGGGCGACGCGCAUGCAUGGCUGCGCGUGGAGUUGAUGGCUGGGCCAGGUGCCUCCUAUCUGCAACCCGGGCUUCCCGUGACCCCCGUGACCCCCGUGACCCAGGACGCCGACCCCAGGGAGGACUGCACUGCCUACCACCGCCUCCAGGUCCCAUCCGGUGUCCUGGGAGACCCGGAUGUUCGGGUCACGAGGCCUGAUGGGAGUCUCUCCGUCCCCUACGGCGCCCCAGUGACCCUCACGUGCCCAGUGACGCGAGGGUCGCGCGCGGUGACGUGGCUGACGCCGGCCUUGCGCCCCAUGGCCUUCACUUCCGGCCCGGAGGACGCCCACUUCCGGGUGCUGCCGGACGGGCGUCUGCGCCUGCGCGGGGUGCGGCGGGCCGACGCAGGCACGUACACGUGCGUGGCGGGGCGGGGCUGGCGCGCCACCGUGCGCCUACACGUGCAGCUGCGGGCGCCGCGCAUCCGGGUCACGCCUUACGUCCAUGACGACGUGAACGACGACAUCCGGGUCUCCCCCGUGGUGCGUCUGCGCGUGCGCUGCCAGGCGGAUGGCGUCCCCGAGCCCCGCCUGCUGUGGGAACUUCCGGGUGGGCUGGUACUUCCAGUCCCGUAUCGCAGUCGCACGGGGGGAGGGAUCAGCGUGGAUGCGCGCGGGACGUUGGAAAUCCCGGAUGUGCGUGCGCUGCACAGCGGUGGCAGCGAUGCCGUGGUGUGCGUGGCGCGCAACCCAGCGGGCAAAGCCCGGAUGUGGGUGCGGCUGCCGCCAUGGUGGGCGCGGGCUCUCCCCCCUGCGGCGUCGGCUCCACCCUCUGAGGCGUUGACUCCGCCUCCUGUUGCGCCGGCUCCGCCCCAUCACGCACCUGCCCCGCCAUCUUGGGCGCUGACUCCGCCCCCUGGUGCGCUGGCUCCGCCCUCUGAGGCAGCUCCGCCCCCUGGCCCGCCUGCCCCGCCAUCUUGGGCGCUGACUGCACCCCCUGACGCACCGACUCUGCCCUUUGAGGCGCUGACUCCACCCCCUGGGGCGGCGCCGGGGGCGGCGCUGCGUGUGGUGCUGGGCGGCAGCUUCCGGCUGCGCUGCCCCACCUCCACGCUUCCGGUGUCCUGGCGCCUGCCCGGGGGGCUGGUGCUGCGUGGGCCGCAGAGGCAUGGCCGCUUCACGUUGGGCGCCGACGGCAGCCUGGAGGUGCGCGCCGCCUCCGAGCGCGACCGCGGCGCCUACAUCUGCCACGCCCACCCCGGGGCGCCGCCCAGACACGACCCCCGUGUGCCAGAGACCCGGAUGUUCAGCUUCAUUCCCGCCACUAGGCCGCUGGGUGCCAUGGCAGGGCAACGGACUGAGGAGACCCUGAUGUGGGGCUUCAUUCCCGCCGGUAGGCCGCGGCGUUCGGUUGCCGGGCAACCAAGUGAAGAUACCAGGACAUUGGGCUCCACCGCAGCGUCUAGGCCUCUGUGUUCGGUUGCCAGGCAACAGACCGAGAAGACCCGGAUGUGGGGCUUCAUUCCUGCCUUUAGGCCGCUGGGUUCGGUUGCCGGGAAAGCGCGUGAGACCCGGAUGUCCGGCUCCAGCAAGACUCCUGGGCCCCAGCCGGAAGAUGACUGGAUGUGGGGCUCCAAACCUGCAUGUGCUGUACAGAAGCUGCAGUCCGACCAGAGGCCACGGAGAGGCUAG